This is a messenger RNA of Colletotrichum orchidophilum, 1518 nucleotides long. RefSeq lists its product as uncharacterized. Lineage: Eukaryota; Fungi; Ascomycota; Sordariomycetes; Glomerellales; Glomerellaceae. The coding region runs from base 1 to 1518 and encodes 505 amino acids. The transcript is spliced from 3 exons. The record is from RefSeq and is a predicted model, not a curated record.
AUGCUAGAAAACAGCGUCAUUCUCGAUUGGCUGUGCACACUGCCACCAACUCCCGCUACUGCCCCUCUGCCUCUGCCUCUGCCAGAGCAGCCAGGCGUGAUUAGCCGCAAACGCAAACGAAGCUCACUGCCUUCGUCCCCUCACCGUCUGCCGUCGCCGCCAUUGAGCUUUUCUCAGAAAGAAUCUUGCGCCGGCAUCCAUGUCCAGGGCACGAUGGAGGUCUGUCCUGACCAAGGUGCCAUGAGUUCCCACGAACCCGAUAUUUCUACCCCUCGUCGCAACUUGGCUACCCAUUUACCACCGAACCCCGAUGCCGAUCCUCCCGAUUCUGACCUCGAGCCGACCCCAAAGGCUCCGCGACUUAAUACCUCCUCCCGAGCUACUCGCCAGAUUCCCCAGUCCGACACAAGCAGCAUUGCUUCUUCCUCCGCCGCCAGCCAGUUGUCAUUCCAGACAACAUCGUCGGCGUCCAACGCGUCAAAGCGGAAACGGCAAGCCAGUCCGCGGAAGCACUCGAACCUCAUGGCCAUCGAGAAUUCCAUCUCCGAAAUGAGUUUCGACGGCCUCACCGUACCUCCGCCUGCGCUCAACAACAUCCUCAACAGCAUCGAGAUUCUAGGUCGGGGCAUUGGAAUCGUUUCACGAACACAAGAGGCAGCUCUUCGCUCCAAGGCCGAGUCAAACCGCCAGUUUCGUUGGGUCCGAGACGACACAUUUGCCCCGGAUCUGGCCAGCCCCACCUCGACAUUACCCUCGUCCAUCGGAGCUCAACCCCACCGCGACCAACUUGGUCCGACCCCCGACUUUGACACAAUCAACGAGAUCUGGUGGGAGGCCUUUGAUGCAGAAACGGUCCGCCACGAGGAAGGCCAGUGGAACUCCGCGGUUCACCGACCGCUGCUACAUAACGCGUUGAAACAUAUUCAAAGCAUCGGGGUAUGCAACUGCACAUCGGCGCAGAUCCACUCUAGCUAUACGAGAUCCGAUAAAUCCGCCCAUCAUAACAAGAAGGUGGACUUUUGUGUGUAUGUCAAGGAAGAGUCCGAGCAGCUCAAGGCCAAAAUCCCAACAACGCCCGCGCAAUCAAUCAAUCACACCGACUAUCCCGGUCUUCUCCAGAGACCUAUCGGGCUUUCAAUUGAAACAAAAAUCACCGGCCAUGAGUGGGCCAAGGCCGUUAAUCAGAUUGCAGUCUGGCUCGUCGCCCAGUGGGAUGCUUUAGACGACCUUGCAGCACCGUCAGACGGCAGCCAUAGUACGCCUCGCAGCGUUUCUUCAGCAGCAGCAGCGGGUCUGGUCUUUCUCCCUGGCAUUAUUGUACAAGGCCACGAGUGGUGGUUCAUUGCCGUCACAAGGAAGCCCGACGGCAAGACAGAACUAUGGACCAAAACGCCGAUCGGGUCGACUACCACCAUGCAAGGCAUCUACCAAAUCUCGGCUGUGAUCCAGCUCCUCGGACGCUGGAUUGAGACGGAAUAUUGGCCAUGGUUCCAACGCGCCAUUCUUAAGCAAACAUGA